Messenger RNA from Colossoma macropomum (tambaqui), 4736 nucleotides. It is a transcript of the gene hapln3, whose product is annotated as hyaluronan and proteoglycan link protein 3. Gene Ontology annotation, molecular function: hyaluronic acid binding. Lineage: Eukaryota; Metazoa; Chordata; Actinopteri; Characiformes; Serrasalmidae. Gene Ontology annotation, biological process: cell adhesion. Bases 518 to 1597 code for a protein of 359 amino acids. The transcript is spliced from 6 exons. The record is from RefSeq and is a predicted model, not a curated record.
UUGUGUGCAUGGUGCCAUUGCCAAAAGAAGCACUGUUCCAUUAACUCUGUGUCCUCUGUUGAUUAACUAGGUGCAGUAUAUAGAACUCAUAUCCAGUGGCUGAAGCAGGAAAGCUGUAGGGGGGGCCUGGUGUUAUUCCAAAGAAUGGCAGGAAAACUUCAGUACCUGUGUGCCACCUCCAGGAAGGAUUCAUUCCUGGAAUAACAAAGUUAUUUUGGACGAGGAGAGGUCCCUUCUGGCUUACUGGUGAUCCCAGAUCUCCCCAGCCCCCCUCACUUGGAUAUGGGUUUGUAGCAGUGAGCCUUUGUUAAAGGGCAGUGCAGCAGCAGCAGCGUUCAGACUGCAGUCCGAGCUUUUGUUCACGGAGCAGCAGCGCUCUUCAGAGGGGAAGCCUCGGUGACGUCAGCUCUGAUUUCCAAAACAUCAGCGGAGAGCCGGAGAGGGGAGGAUGCAGAGUGGACGAACCGGGGCGAGGGAGCGCUUCAAAUCGUUGUGAGAGAGCAGACGCCUCGCGAACAUGAGAAUCGCGCGCCCCCUGCUGGUGCUGCUGCACGUGGUGCUGGAGAUCCGCGCGCUGCGAUACUCCAACGGCUAUUAUUAUCAGACCAUCGAGAACAGCAACGGCAACGGAGAGAUAUACUUCAAUGGGGUCCGUCUUCACGUGGAGUCUCCACAAACGUCGGUGUCCGCCAUUCAGGGUAGCAACGUGACCCUUCCGUGUCAUUACCGGUAUGAACCGGAGCUCAGCGCGCCCCGCAGGACGAGGGUCAAGUGGUUUUGGCAGCCGGCUGCGGGUGGAGGGCCGGAGAAGGACGUGAUGGUGGCGUUAGGCUCGCGCCACAGGAGUUACGGGGGUUUCAGAGGGCGCGUGCGCCUCCGCCGGAGCGUCCCGGGUGACGCAUCGCUGGUCAUCAACCCGCUGCAGGUCGAUGACACGGGGCGCUACCGCUGCGAGAUCAUCGACGGCCUGGAGGACGAGAGCGUCACCGUGGAGCUCGAGUUCAGAGGUGUGGUGUUCCCUUAUUACUCCCCCAGGGGACGCUAUCAGCUGACCUUCCAGGAAGCUAAGGAGACCUGUGAACAGCAGGGUGCCUGCCUGGCCACCUUCCAGCAGCUGUUUGCAGCCUACGAGGAGGGAUUGGACUGGUGUAAUGCAGGCUGGCUAGCUGAUGGGACAGCACAGUACCCUGUCUCUGUGCCUCGAGAGGCCUGUGGUGGCAAGGAAUUGGCACCAGGUGUACGGAGCUAUGGCUUACGCCAUAAAACCCUUGACCGGUUUGAUGCAUUCUGCUUCACUUCUUCCAUCAGAGGUAAGGUCUACUUCCUGGAGCACCCACUCAAACUGAACUUCACUGAGGCAGUGGAGGCCUGCGUGCAGGAUGGUGCUCACAUCGCUAAAGUGGGUGAGCUGUACGCAGCCUGGAAGUUUGUGGGGCUGGACCAGUGUAACGCCGGGUGGUUAGCUGACGGGAGCGUGCGUUACCCUAUCACCAGACACAGGCCCAACUGCGGCCCACCAGAACCUGGAGUGCGGAGCUUCGGCUUCCUUCCCCACCAUUUAAAAUAUGGGGUGUACUGUCACAAAGUCAGAUGGUGAGAUUCUGAUUCAGACCUGUGGCCGCUUGCAUAGAACAUCUUAAAGAUUUUGAAGUUAAAUAGCCUUCUUAAGGUCUAUAUUUACCUAAGCUAAAGGCAUUAUGUACACUACACAACUGCUCUUCUUAUUUAUGGGUUAUACUCGGAGCAUAGUUGCAGAAAAAUUCAUUUUUUAAGGACAUGAGCCUUUUGGUUACCAUAGCAACAGAGAUAAACCCAUAAUUAACUAAAAUUAAGGAGCUCGCUUUGCCCUUUAUGCAAAGAUAAAUAAAUGUAUGUGUAAAUUAAAACUUCAAAAGCAAAAAAAUCACUUAAGCUGUUUCAUCCAAGCGGCCACUGGUCAUCAGUUGCAAAUGUGAAUGAACAGCCCUGGAAUUCCUGAAGAUGAUGGAGAUUAGGCAUUGCAUGCUGUGAUGUUUAACCUUUUAUUCUUCUAAAAUAAUAUGAAGGGAGCCUGAGCUGUUCCUGUGCUUACAUCCUAGUGAAUCUUAAAGCAUUUUAGAAGAAUUUAGAGCAGUAGUUUUGAAAUUAGCAGAGCUGUCAACUCCCAUUUCAAUCCCUGUGUUUGCAUGGUAUUUAAGCGCCUCUGGACAAAAAAAUAGUCACAUGUAUCAUUUCUUCCCCAAUACUUGGUUAUAUCUCCCCUUGCCUUAAAGGGGUAUUUCACCAAAUUUUCAAAAUGUCUGCAUAAUUCAGUGGCUGAAAGUCAUUUAGGGUGGUUUGAUGUGAAACACUUCUUUGUAGAGAAAUUCACUGGCUCAGAUUUCCUUCCAGUGGUGGUGAUAGGAACCAGAGGACACAGUGUCUACAACACAAGUAUAGCCAUUUUAUUUACUAUCCAAAACCAGUUUUUACAUGUAAUGUUGAUAAUGGUAAAAUAGUGGUAAAUCUGAAAAACUUUCUUUGGGUAAUUUAUUGCCUUAAAAUGGCCAGUAUGCACCACCAUUACAUCAGUCCUAUCUUUUUUGCACAUUGUGUAUAUAUAUAUAUAUGUGUGUAUGUGUGUAUGUGUGUAUGUGUGUGUGUGUGUGUGUGUGUGUGUGUGUACAUUUAACAUACAAGCAGAAUGGAUUUUUUGUAAUAGCUUCUUUUGAAGUAGGUUUAACAGCUAUUAAACGCUUCAAACGUCUGUGAGCAGUGCUGACUCUGUAAGUUUCUCUACAACAGCAUUUCCCUUCAAAUGACUUUAUUUACAUCUCAACCAUCUAAUUAUGCAGACAUUUUGAAAAAGUCAGUUCCUCUUUAAUGACAGCACCAGUUCGGUCAGGUAUGGAUUGUACCAGAUUGAAAUACUUCCUGUCCAUUUUAGUCCACUAUUCCACUAACUUUGUGCUUAAUGUCUGAGCAGAACUGAACAUUGACACUCCCACAUUCCAGGAUGACAGAUGUAGCGUGUCUGUAUGUGACUGGUUUAACAGAUAUGAUGGAAAAAUGGGACAUCAUGGCAGGUGAAACACCAAAAUAGGCACAUAUGAACUCUAGCUUAAAUGUGCACUCAGUUAGAGGAAGAUUAGGUUAAAAUUGACAGGGGACAGGUAUAAUACUUACUUGACAGGCCUGAGGCAAGGGGAUGCAUAUAUAAACAAGUAUCAGAAAAGAAAUGAUAAAUGUGACUCAUUUUUUGUCCAGUGAGCUUAGAUUUAAAUGUCAAAACAAAAAAAAUGUCACUCAGGGAACAGGUCUGUACAAACUGCACUUGGCAAAUGAUCUCUCCAAAACUGAAUCACUGGACCAUCAUUGUAAAGCAAAUUAGAUAUGCGUUCAGCCGUGACAUGAUAGGCAUGUAUGUGCGUAUAUUUACACACUAUUUACAAUAUAUUUCACAUAAAUAUAGAGAUGAUGAGGAUUUUUUUUUUUAGAAAGCUUUGAUUUUUUUCAAGUGCCAGAAGGUUUUGAGUAUGUGACAUGAUACAAACAAAUGUUGUCAGUUUGUUUUAAUCUACUGUAUUUAUCUGAUACUAUGUGCAUGAUGUUUACUUUCUGUUUUGUAUGAAAAGACCUCAUGCAAAAAAACAUUUUACAUAUCAUUUUAGAUAAUAAAUUUUUUUUUUCAAAAAAAAUUAUAGUGUUCCGUUAAUCGUAGCCUGUUUGUUCGGUUUGUUCGUUGAAACUGUUCAGCUAUGAAGCUUUUUUUAACAGAUUGUUGAUGAUGAGUGGUGGUACCGUUUUACUAAUGGAUGGUGUAGAGGGCGUCUGACAAACUGUGCAGCAACAGAUGGGCGACAGUCAGUAAAUGUAAUUCUACACCUAUAUGGUAGGUGUUCCUGAUAAAACGGCCGUAACCAACUGGCAACGCAGGUGAUUCCAUAGGCUGAUCAGUAGAGGGCAAACUAAGCUCAGUGAGAGGACUCUUGUGCUCGAGGAUGAAGCUGUUUACACAGAGAGAGACUCUACUGGAGCUGGGACUCCAGCCAUUCCCAAGCGUCGCCCUGUCUGAGCUGCCUGGCACAGAGAGAGGAGGGAGGCACACUAAUGCAUUUACUCGCCUCCCUAUUCCUCCAGGCAAAUAGAACUGCUGGUAAUUUUACAAAGAUGUCCCAUUUACACCUGCUUCUCAAACAUGGAAAGGGAGGGCAUUUUAGAAUGAAAAGACAGCAGUGUUGCUAAGCCGGGCUUUUUCCCCAGCUUGCCCUAAUGAAGGUGCACACUGUUAGCCAUAAAAAGGCAUAUUCAUGAGCUUGUCCCUUUUUUUCGUUCUGAGAUUUUUAGAGAUGAAACUGAUCUGAAUGGGCUGCUUGUGCAGAAACUGUACAGGAAAGGACGAGUCAGAGCAACGCAACUUCACUUCAACGACUCUUUCUUCCCGAGUUUGAGCAGUGUUGUAAAGUGAUGUGUAAAUAGGGGUGUAAUGAUAUGCUCAGCCCACGAUUCACUUCUCGAUACUGGGUUCACAAUUCGAUAUUCUCAUUAGAUGGAGUACGUGUUGGUUGGGGCUGGUUGUUUGUGAAGUCAGACAAUACAAUUCCAGUCAAUGCCAUUAUUAAUUGAAUGUCCAUUUCCUACAAGUAUGUAUUGUAUUGUCACAUCUCCAUUUUGCAUUGCGAUAUCACAAUACACUGUUAAACCUCUGUCUAAAUGAUUGAUAAUAUGAUAUUGUAUGUAUGUAGUAGCUCCACAAUAGUAAAUUAUCAUUGCAAGCC